UAUAGCUCGUCUGUAACUUGUGUAUCUCAUCUGUGAUAAUUUUUCAAUCAAAAAGACUGUUCAAGAACUUGAAAGAUAAAGUUGGUUAGCCCUCUGGUGACGACUACGGUAGUUGUUAUCAUAGAAUCGUAAAAAAUCGGAAGAAGGGUUAGGUUAACGUCGCUAACCUCAAAUUGGUGUGUUUAUCAUCAUAAAUAAGUGAGAAUCUGAGAAUCCUAGUGUACUUGCAUAUCGUAAAACGUAGACAGUUUCCGCUGAAAGAAAGUCGACGACAUGGUAAAGAUAGCGUUGAAAAUAAAAGCUACCCUACAAAGCAUAGAUGAGGUGAAACCUUCGGGACAAGACUUUAGAUGGUACCUAAAGUUUACUUGCAGCAGUUGUGGUGAAAAAUCCGAAAAAUGGAAUUACGCGUCUUUGAGCGAAUCUACUCCUCUUCAAAAACGAAACGCAGUUACUCAUUUCACGAGCAAAUGUAAACUUUGUUCUCGCGAAAACUCCAUGUCCAUUUUGGAAGAUACUGUAAAGUCGUACAAGAUCGAAAAGGAAGGCGAGUUUCAAACGAUAGUGGUAUUCGAUUGCCGAGGUUUCGAACCCAAUGAUUUUUCACCAAGAGAUGGAUGGAUUGCUAAAACUGAGAAUCACGGAACGACAUUUACAGAUGUAGAUUUAUCCGAAGGCGAAUGGUCAAAUUACUGUGUAAAGACUAAGCAAGUCGUAGGAAUUUAUGAAGUCGAGCAUAAGUUUGAAAGAGUUAAGUAAAAGAAGUUUGUUAUUGAAUCUCAGACAUGCAUUACUUCUAAGAUUGUUAUGGUUUAUCGCUGUCCUGUAAGAUAACGAUUAGGUUUAUAGUUACCAUAAGAUGCUCUAUUACAAAUAUGGA
This is a messenger RNA of Colletes gigas, 880 nucleotides long. RefSeq names its product CXXC motif containing zinc binding protein. The transcript has a single exon. The record is from RefSeq and is a predicted model, not a curated record. NCBI's taxonomy places the organism in Eukaryota, Metazoa, Arthropoda, Insecta, Hymenoptera, Colletidae. Bases 274 to 759 code for a protein of 161 amino acids. Gene Ontology annotation, molecular function: zinc ion binding.